Messenger RNA from Symbiodinium sp. CCMP2592, 489 nucleotides. The record is from the annotation of a GenBank genome assembly. NCBI's taxonomy places the organism in Eukaryota, Dinophyceae, Suessiales, Symbiodiniaceae.
AUGCAGUCCCAACUUGCUUCAAAGCAAGUCCUACAAGCAGCUGGGAUCGAAAGCAAGGGAGGAAUCUAUGUGGGCACCAAUUUGUACUCAACAGGUGACAUGUUCUGUGGUGCCAUUGAUGUCUCCGGGCGGCCGGCUGGACGAGGAAUCCUCUACUACUUCGGGUCCGGUGACUGUGACGUCGCGACCUUCGACGCCACCCUGAAUCAGAUAGGGGAGGGAGUUCGAUUUGCGAAGGAUCGAGACUUAGCUUACAGGCUCUUCAACGGCCAGCUGGAAGGCGGGUCUUUGGACCUGGACGAGGCGCUGGAGAUUUCCGGGCUCCAGGAAACGCCGGCCCUACGAUCGGCGGACUCAAUUCCCAUAUGUUCAGGGUUCGACCCGGCUCGCUACAAGCAGACAAAGGCAUGGUUCGCCUACCGCAAGCUCUCCGGCUUAACGAAUGAGCAACCUGCAGGGCCGAGUCCGUACCUGCCCAUUUGGAGAUGA